Syngnathoides biaculeatus (alligator pipefish) is the source of this 2655-nucleotide messenger RNA. It is a transcript of the gene pgp, whose product is annotated as phosphoglycolate phosphatase. The transcript has 2 exons. Lineage: Eukaryota; Metazoa; Chordata; Actinopteri; Syngnathiformes; Syngnathidae. Gene Ontology annotation, cellular component: cytoplasm. The coding region runs from base 559 to 1479 and encodes 306 amino acids. The record is from RefSeq and is a predicted model, not a curated record. Gene Ontology annotation, molecular function: sn-glycerol 3-phosphatase activity.
CACUGCAUGGUAAGAGGUUCACUAUAUAUUAGUAUAUUUGAUAAGGAAUUUUUUUGUUACAAUCAGUAUUUAGUUUCAGACUAUAUUAAUUUUUUGAAUGAUUACAUUGGAAAAUUGCAGAUCAUUUUAAAGCUGUAGCACUUUUAAAUGUUCAUGUUGAAAUUGGUUGAGUUAGAAAGGUCAAAUAUUAACACAAUAUGAAGUAAUUUAAAAAGUGAAAUUGUAGGCAGGCGUGAAACGUAACAUGCCCAGAAGUGGGCGGGGCUUCCUUGCUGGGUCCUGUGCCUUUAAGCCGGUGCGGAAGUAAACGAACUGCCGGGUUACGACAGCGAUCACGAACAGGUCAUCUUUUUAUAAGAGUAUUGCAUUGUACUUUUUUUUUUUAUUCCAGUAAAUUUGAGUCAUUGACAUGUUCUAACUUGCUUUCGUACUGUAAUCUAGGGUGUGGAGUGCGCUAGAGCCCUUUCCUUUUCCUGCAGUGAACUUGCCGUCGUUUGCGCGAAACGCAAAUUAAAAUAGCUUAUUUAUUUUUAACGCUUGAGCUCAACUUUUCUCCUCAUGGCCGCGUCUAAAUGCGUGCGACUUAGCGGCCAAGUGGCCAAAGAACUGCUAGACUCUGUGGACAGCGUCCUGUUUGACUGCGACGGGGUUAUCUGGAGGGGGGACCAGGCCGUCCCCGGUGCGCCUCAAGUCAUCCAGCUGCUCAAGAAACACGGCAAGAAAGUAUUUUUCGUCACCAACAACAGCUCCAAGACGAGGAGGAUGUACGUGGAGAAAAUGUCCACACUGGGCUUUAGCGCGGCCGAGGACGAGGUGUUUGGGACCGCGUACUGCUCCGCCAUGUACCUGAAGAAUGUGUGCAAGCUGCAGGGCAAAGUGUACCUGAUCGGCAGCAACGCCAUGAAGCAGGAGCUGGAGGCGAUCGGCGUCCAGCCGAUCGGAAUGGGACCGGACCACGUCUUCGGCAAGCAGACCGACUGGGCCAACGUGCCUCUGGAUCCUGAGGUCAGGGCGGUGCUGGUCGGGUUUGAUGAGCAUUUCAGCUACAUGAAGCUGAACAGAGCCAUGCAGUACCUCUCCCGGACGGACUGUUUGUUUGUGGGCACCAACAGAGACACCAGGCUGCCUCUGGAGGGUGGCACGGCCGUCCCAGGUACGGGCUGUCUACUGCAGGCCGUCGAGACCGCAGCCCAGCGGCAGGCCGCAACGGUGGGCAAACCCAACCACUUCAUGUUCGACUGCGUCGCCUCCAACUUUGGCCUCGAGCCCGGUCGCUGCCUGAUGGUCGGCGACCGUCUGGACACGGACAUCAUGCUGGGUUCCAACUGCGGCCUAAAGACGCUCCUCACCCUCACGGGGGUCAGCACGGUGGCCGACGCUGAGGCCAAUCGGCAGAGUGAUUGCACGGAGAGGCAGAGGAUGGUGCCGGAUUAUUACGUGGAGACCAUCGCAGAUCUGCUUCCGGCCCUCCAGGGUUAAGACUAAAAUUUAUUUAUGCGGUCACCUAGUUUCCAUUGUCUUCCAAUUGUCUUGGUUGUAUUAAUAGUUUAUCAUCAUGUUACAAAAGGACACAAAGACUAACCAAAUAUUUUCCUGAAUCAUUCAUUUAAAUCUUCUCUUUGUUCUGUUGAAAACAAGCUUGUGCCUCACUCAAAAAUUGAAUCGUUUUUAAGGAUUGCCAGAUGCUAAGGUAUAGAUAAAAAGUGAUUGAAUAUAAUUUAAUCUUAAAUUUUACAGGAAGUCAUGGCUGCAACGGUCACAAAGGAGAAAUGUGAUCGCUUGUCCUAGUCAAUCAGAACUCUGACGGCAGCUUUAUUAGAUCAGAGACUUGCUGGUGCACAUUAAAACAAUCAAGAGGUGGCCAAAAGCAUGAAGCAGAUUUUCAGCAUCAGACAGAUUUUUAAAGUGCUUGAAAAUGGAGAGCAACGUCUCAUUAAGAUGUCGUUAAAUGAUCAAUUUUCCCCAAACAAAAAAUAUCAUGAGUGAUAAUAAUUAGUGUUUGUAAAAGUUGCUUUACUAAAGUAUUCUAGUACAGCACAUUUCAAUAUACAAUCUUGAUAGAUUAAAUCCAUUCGUGGGCAGCGUCCCAUUUUUGGGACAUCAUGAUUUUCACGCAUUAUAUCCUUCAGUAUAUCAAAAUAUUUAAGUGUUUUAAUCUGAAGCCAUAAUUUGGUAUCAGGAGAGGAUAACUCAUUGGUCAAAGUUAGCACUGAGUUAUUUCCCUUUCCUUCCUUACCCAACAUGGCUGCCUCAAGUUAUCAUAUAACAACCAUAAAUGAAAAAUAAUUAUUUCCUUGAUUGUGGCCUGUUAGGAGACUUUUAUUUCAAUAAGGCUAAAAUUGCCACCCUGCCCAUGAAUGGGUUAAAAGAAUUGUGAAAGUGGAGCAAUUGUAUCGCACUAUGGUUUGUAAACCUGUGCUUGCUUGUUUUCAAAAAUGACAAAUUACUGUAUUUUUUCAAAGUACUAUAUUAUAUCUGUGUACCAGUGUCAAGAAUCAGGACUAGUAUUAGAGUAACUCUAAGGGAGAUAAAUGUGUACUUAAAUGACCUCUCUGUGAUGAAAUCCUGUCGCUUUGGCAACUAAGGGUGCAAUUUAAGGAAGGAAGUGAGUUUCAAUGUGAAUUAUAAAAGAUGUAUGCUGGGGUCACACAACAA